Messenger RNA from Bursaphelenchus xylophilus (pine wood nematode), 316 nucleotides. The record is from the annotation of a GenBank genome assembly. NCBI's taxonomy places the organism in Eukaryota, Metazoa, Nematoda, Chromadorea, Rhabditida, Aphelenchoididae.
AUGGAUACUCAGACAAUUGAACGGCAAGUCUUUUUGACUCUUUUGGGCACAGUAUCACUUCUUACAAUAGGAAUAUUUUUGUUGUUUUAGUGAAUAUGACAUGUGGAAUGUCCUCACGCUUCAAGAGAACAAUGUCAGUGGGUUCUGGCAGUUGUGGUGGUCGAUUUUCGUGUGGAUGGCCGUCUCCUACAUUUUCGUUCAUGCUGUGGCGUUUGUGGUCGCCGUGAUUUCACUCCGCUACCAUCCUUGGGUCUUCUUCAUCAGCUUCCCAUUUUUGUGUAAGUCGACGAAAUUUGAGGGGAAAAUGGGAGAUUGA